AUGUCCUGGGCGCGCAAGGCGGGAAACGUGUGGGAUGUUACACUCUCCGAGUGGCAGCUGAGCUGGCAGGAGCUGCGCAGUUCGAAGCUUACAGGUAGUCUUUUAUUUGCCAUUAUUUGUGUGUUGACAGUGAUCGUAGGCAAUGUUGUUCUGCUCAUUGCGGUGAACUUCUGGCUUUCCAUCUUUCCUGUGAAUGAAGAUACCCCCGACGCCAGCCAGAUUACUGUCCAGGUGAUUGUCUGCUGCCUUCUCGCUAUAUGCUUUUCCGUGUUUGGGGCAGUGUUUAUUGUGGUGUACGGCGUCCGUCCACUGUGGCGUGCGCUGGUCGACACGGACCGUGUUCGUGGCCCGCUGUAUCGUCUACUGCUGUUGUUUUUUUCGGGCGCCGCCAACGCUAUGACAGGCGUUUUGUUCAUCCACGCCAUGCCAUACAUCCCUGAAUUUGUGCAGGCGGUUCUGUUGAGUGCGAUUCCCUUCUGUACACAGCUUUGGACCUACCUGCUGAUACCGCCAGAACGUAAACGGCGCUAUUUCUCCCUCACCUUCAUUGGCUCAUUUAUCCUCUUUGUGGCGGGUGUACUUCUGUCCUCCAUGUCCUCCUUCUUGGAUACCUCAAAGACGGGGCGCGCGGCACCGUGGGACUGGAGUCUCAUCUACCUUGCGAGUGCCGUGGUCUUUGGCCUGUGGUGCGUCCUACAGCGUCUCUAUCUUGACGCCAUGAUGUUCCGCAGCGCGGUGAAUGGGUCAGUAAGGCAGGAAACCACCCCGAGCUUGGGUGGCGCAAACAUUGAAAGGGUACCAACUGAACCGUCUGAUGCAUGCAGGGGAACAACGGCCGUUGGAAUUGGCAGCCAAGCUGACACGAAUGCGAUGUUCCCACCCAGUGCGGCACCUGCAACGCCCCACCAAGACAAUAUCCAGGACGAAGCAGGGGACUUAGUCUGUGACGCGCUCUUGGUUGCCCACCGCGAGUGGGGGAAACAGGACGAAAACGACCUUGCCGCCAAGACAGUGCUACUUCUGGUUGGUAUGGCCUUCCAGACGGUGGUGUCGCUGGCCUGCGUGCCGAUGGACGUUAUUCCCUGGUUUGGCAAGGCUUCCAACGCCAGUGAGGCCUGGGCCGGGUUCGUCGCGUCCUGCAAUUUCAUUUUUUCUGGAUGGUACAAUAUACGCUAUGGAUUGUUACACACGCUCGGUAUGCUGAUGAGCUUUGUUGGCUGUGCGUACCUCAACGAGCGCUCCCCCACCCUUGCGUCAGUGGUCUUGCAACUUUCUGGUCCCCUAACAGGUCUGGUGCUCGUUAUUGCGCCUAAGUGGGAUGUGUACGGCGAGCACGGGGUUCUUUGGCACAAGAUCGGUGGUGUCAUCAUGCUGAUUGUUGCUGGAUUAAUGUAUCAUGUGUGGGACCAGGCCUCCCUGAGGGAGCUGGUGAACAAACACCAGGUGUAG
Molecule: messenger RNA, 1449 nt
Organism: Trypanosoma rangeli
Lineage: Eukaryota; Euglenozoa; Kinetoplastea; Trypanosomatida; Trypanosomatidae
Exons: 1
Coding region: 1-1449 (482 amino acids)
Source: RefSeq, a predicted model, not a curated record